GUCGACGUCUGGGUUGGUGGUUUCAUUUUCGACGGAGAUCUCGGCUUUUCAAGCUGGCACGCAAUGGAGAAGGGUUACACUGGUUUGAGGAGAACGCGAAAACGUGCACAUUCGACCAAGUGCUCGUGUUGCUACUCGUCGGAGGACGAACCGGAAAAUCAUGCAAGCACCAGAAAAGAGAAGUCCAAAGAAUGUGAUCCUGAAAAUGGGAAACGAGUAAGCACGAGAAAAAAAGUGAAAACAGAGGAUGUCCUAAGUGGCAGUAAUGGCAAAGAUACAGGUGAAGGAACUAUCAAUCCAGAUGAGUUUGUUGGCAAAAAACAGAAAGGGAAUCAAAACAAGAAGGCAACAGCCUCUGAGACAUCAAAGAAAACUGUUCCAACCAGAAGAAAAACUCCAACUGUACAGAAAUCACCUGAAAGCAAUCCAAAUGGGGAAGAUCUUGAGCUGAAAAAGAAACAACACAGCAAAGGUAGCAACUCUACAGGAAAAAAGAAAAGAAAAGCCAGAUCAGUGAUAUCUAAAAAUGACAAGAAUCAAGGAGAAAACACAGAUUUAAACAAAAGAGCCGAUAGCCAAACUCAGUCAAGGGACAAAAAGGUUAAAAAAAAGAGUUUGAAGGAUGAAGUGCAAAAUACCCCCAGGAAUAUUGACAAGAUAAUUGCUCACGGUAAGGAAAAGUCUGCAAACAAUAAACAAAAUGCUACCAAGGAAGAGAUGGGACCCGUUGUAGAGGGGACGUUAUGUAGUGAUCUUAAAAGAUCCAGUUCUAAAGCAAGUGAGACAGAGCAUGAGAAAGUGAUAAAUACAAGAGGUACUUCUAAAAAUGUCAAAUCUCUGAAUGAUUCAAUUAAUGAAACCACAAGGGAGAAAGAUGUUCCUCUUGGAAGCAGAAAACGUACUAAUAACCUCCAAAAUAGUGGAAGUUUGUCAGAAAAGAAGAUUGGUGUGUUUGAACAUUUAUUUGCUGAACUGAAAAAGUGCCCAGGACUUAAAAAAGUUACAGUUUCUUCUGCUGCUGAAUUGCUUCUCAAACUGACAGCAGACAAGCUUAAGACCGUGGUCCCUAGCUUGUCAUCGAAAAAGGUGAAGUCAAGUGUGGAUAAAGUGAAUAAGAGUGGAGAAGAUGUGAUGUUGUCUCCAGCAAAAUCAAAAUCUUCUUGUUCUGUAAGUGAGCCUAAAAGGAGGCGUCCUAACUCUGAAAAGUCUCCACUGGGAUCUCCUGUAUCUUCAGACAAGCCAACAACAGGGAAAUCUGAGCUUGUCAAGCUUUCGCAGGCUGCAGAGGCACUGGUCAGCUUCCGUGCCAAUCCUACCAUUUUACACCAGGAUAACAAAGAAGGUGAUGUUUCCCAUGGAAAGGCUGUGGAGGAAGUCACCUCAAAUACUUUUCCUGACUCUGAAAAGAACUCUUCUUUUAAGGAGCCCAGCACUGUCAGUAAUGUUGUCUCUGCAUCAGUACAAAGUGUGGCCUCAUCAAGUGAGCAAGGUUUAUUGCAGGUUGAAAGUAAUACCCAUUCACAGAGCCAGAUAGUGUCACAAGUUCAGCCAGGUUUUGUUGUGCAUAAUCCUUUCCCACAGCAAACUGUAAGAUUUCCUGCAAAUAUUGAGGCAAGUCUGCAACAGGUGGCUCAUGUACAGCAGAACUUGUUGAAUUUGAGUCAGGUAACAUCCCAGUUGAGUCCAGCUGCAGUGGUACCACCUCAGUUGAGUCCUAGGUUGACAGGAGCUUGUCCAACAAAUCCUUCUGGGUCAAAUGUCUUGGGCCCAAGGCUUUUGAAUUCAACUGCGGUGCAAAAUAUUCAGGGUCUAUUUUGUAGACCAGUGACUCCCUCAAGUAUCCAAACAUCCAUGACUGCACAGAACCCACCCCCAUCUCUGCCACCAAGCAGCAAUAAUCAACGAGCUCGUCCUCAACAGCCGUUAAAAGGAAUGGAAAACGUUGUUAGCUGCGUUGGCUCACGGUCAACUGCUAAUUUGCUGUGGAACAUCAAACCAGCAGCACCUGUUGUGUAUUUGACAAGCCCCCAGACUCUGAGUGGUGUCAGAGCGAGGAACUUGAUACCUCAGACUGAGGGUCCCACGCCUUCACCUUUUACCUCAGGUUUGGCUAGUGUUCAGGCAUUGGGAAUUCCAAAGACCUCACUGAACUCUACAAGCACAAGUAUGUUUACUUUAGGGAAAACAACGGUAGUGAGUCAGGUUGCACCACUGGUAACACCUCAUUCUGUUAGUGUUAGUAAUCAGCGGCUAAUCUUACCCCGUGAGCAGCGGGCACCAUCUGUGUUUCCAGGUGGAUUGAAAAGUACUCCCGCUCAGAUUCUGCCAACAACUGUCAUGGGGCAGAUCCCAAGAAGUAUUGCUCCAGUUGUCCUGCCCAGAAGUGUACCUCUUCAGUCUAGCAGUGUUGGAGCGACUACUAACAGGCAGCCAGCUACAUCCAGUAUGACAUCAUGGUCAUGUGCUACCAAUGUGCAAACCACUACCGCUAAUAGUAUAACAACAGCAGUUGCACCGGUGAGUGCCAAGCAGGCCGUGAAGAAGUUUGUUCAUGAGAGGAACAAGUCUGUGGAACUGAAACGGACAGGUAGUCUGAACAACCUGCAGACAAAUGAACCUGUAGCAGCUAGCAAAGAUGUCGGGAUUGACAAAUCAAAAGGUGUUAUGAUGAAUACUUUGUUGCAGUGUCAUGGUAGACAGCCAUCAGAGAAGCACAGUGCCACUAAGCAGUCAGACUUCAAUUUGCACCAGGCUGUGUCAGCACUUCUUAGUAUCAGCUCACAGGAUGGAUUAGAUGCCUCCGAUUCCACACCACCAGGAGGAGAGGGUGACGAGUCCUUAGAUGAGCACGAUGAUGAGGUCGUGUUCACCAGCAAGGGAGUGUUCCGUGUUGGUGACGUAGAUGUAGACCCACAAUACAACAGAAUUGGCCGAGAGGGUUACACUUGUGGUAAGUGUGGAAAGAUAUUUACCUCUCUCAGCUAUCUGGCACGACAUAUCAAGCGCGUAUGUCCAGACAUGAGUUGUAGAAAGUGGAAAUGUAAUAUGUGUGACAAAGCAUUCCGACACCCCUUUGGUCUCCAGCAGCACAUUUACACUCACACAGGGGAGAGGCCGCAUAAAUGUUCUCAGUGUCCAAAGGCUUUUUAUAGUUCCAACGAUCUAAGAAGACAUAGCAGAAUUCACUCAGGUGAGCGACCUUACCAUUGUAAGCAUUGUGAGAAGAGUUUUGCUACUACAAUAUCUUUGAAGACACACACAUACAUCCAUACAGGGGAGAAGCCACACAAAUGUCCUCACUGCCCUAAGACGUUUGCCACUUCAAGCAAACUGGGACGACACAUUGUGACUCACUCAGAACAGCGCCCAUUUGCAUGUGACCAUUGUCCCAAGUCUUUUAACAGAUCAGGUGAUCUAAGGCGACACAACAUGCAUGUACAUGAAUCCCGGGACAAGCCAUUCGAUGUUGAUGACAGCAGUAUAACACAGUCAAAUGCCAACAAUAAUACAAGUACUUCCAAGGACAUAGACCAGGAGUCAGGGUACAAGAAAAGUUGUGAUUUGUCGCCAGAGCUGGGGCAUAAUCUGCACCAUGAUGCUGCAUUGAAGGGUGGGCCAACUUUGAAUAAAUCAAACCUUACAGGAGAAAUUCUGGAGGAGAGCACAGAAUCAUGCAGUGGAGACAAUGGUUAGGUAUCAAUAAUUAGGGUGACAAUUAGUCACUAAAGGGGAGGUAAAUGUCCCUUACUUUUAGCUACAUGGAGAGGAAUGACAAGUUAAUACCACACAGAAACCAGUCAACUAGUUAACCUGUGUCAUUAUGCCCUUAAAUGGUGGGAAACAAAUUUUUUUAAUUUGCAAUUUUUGUAUCACUGGCAGCUCGGCUUACUAAUGACUUGCGAGCUAGCCAAUCAGUGUGGGAAAAAAGCUUCAUUUGCCUCUGUGGGGAUAUAAACUUAGUUCAUGUACUACAUGACCGGUGCUGAGAUCUUGUUCAAUUCGGAUGCCUGGAUUUUCAUCAAGUUUUUCAUUUAAGUUUAACUUUAUGCUGGUUUUGUUAAGUUACUCACAAAGAGGUUGGCAAAUGUUAAGCCAUGUUUAUCUCUCGCUUGGUCAAUGAUGCAUACCUUUUGAUUUUAAUAAAUCAAUGUCGUUGCAGCAAUUUUUUGGGUGUAAAGAUAAAGGCAUCCUCGUUAUAGCAAAAUAAUUGGUAAGGUUUCCUGGAGUGGUUAGGUCAAAUGUCUGUAUUAUAAAUUGGUGUAGAAAAAUAGUAUGUUUAUUUGGAAUCUUCUGGUUCAUCACAGCAUUUGAAUAAAGAAGUAUUGGCAACUCAAAUGUUAGCAGCCUUGUUAUGUGCACUUUUGGUGAAUCUGUUGGGGUAAAGAUGCCAAUUUUUUCUCAUGGAAGCUCUGCAUUAUUCAUUCAAAAGAUUUUCAACAAAUCAUCGUAAAUUUCCCAGGAAGCGUUUCUGAAAUUGGAUCAUGGUUCAAGAGGUGCUUUUUAACACAAGUGAAAAUUUUAUCGUUAACAUGGUUUGAGACCAUGGUGAAGAAUUUAUUAUUUAGUUUGAUUGUGCUAUAUUUACACCUUAAUGCAGUUAGUGUAUUUUUUUUUGUGAGAGCAAACUAGUUGUAUAUGCUCACUUAUUGCCUCAUUGCACUUCGCAGUGAUUAUUUUGUGCUAUAUCUCCUUUUGGAGAGUGCUUUGUGUAGCACCACGUAAAUUUGAAAUAUUCGUGGAAUAUUGCUUCAUGCUGUGUAAUGGGUAGCCACCUAUGUGGCAAUAGAAGUAGGCAAGAAUUAUCAUGAUUAUCUAAAAUUCUACCUCUCCAUUUAAAGGGGAAUUUUCUUUAUGUAACAAGGAUGCUCACUGUUAAAGAUUUUCCCUUUAACAUUUCUUUAAUGAUUCUCUUUUCUUAAAAUCUAUACAAUUCUUCAUUAUUUGGCAAUAAGAAUUUGGUAUUUUUAUAACAUGAGGCAUAAUCUUCAGCAAGGUUGUCCUCUACUCUAACAUUUUAAAUGAAGAUUUUUUGGAAAAUACAAAUUGGGAUUGGAUAUAAGGAUUAGGAAAAGGAAUUGGGAAGUGAAAACUCCAUCAUGUGAAAUUUCUCUACCAUUAUACUCAUUCAUUUCCUAUGGUAGGGGACCUUAUUUCUCUGACCCCCACUUUCAAACUUUGAUCCUAGUUUUCCAAGAGUUUUUCUGGAUUUUGGGAGUUUAAUAACUAAUGCAGACUUUAUUUGUACCCUUAUAGAUCAUUUCUCUCAAUUGCCUUAUCUGAGGGUAGAGCCAUGGUUUUUGUAGUUGUCAUUCAUUUAUUUAUAUAUUUAUUUGGUUUUAUUUUUUGGAUGGCAGGGGGGUUUGGUGAUUUACAGAAAAAAUCUAGUGGUUUUGACACAGGAAAAUUUUUGUCACUCUUCUACAAUGAGCAUUCUUUUGUUACAACGUAGGAAAUUCUCCUUGGUUGGGUUUAAAAUUUUUGUGAGCCAGACUGUUUUUUUGAGAGUUAUGAUGUAAGAAAUUUGGCUUCAUUUGAGCUCUUUUUUCAGAGAUUAGUUAGCUGUUUCUUGCAAGGAACAUCUUUCAGAUUUUGACUGAGUUUGUACUCUUUGAAUUUGAGUUGUUAAGGACUUGGUUAAUAAUAUUGUUUCCAAAUUAAUCACCUUCCAUAAGGUACCAUCUUCAGUUCUAGUAUCUGUGUUGUUAUUAAUUAGUGUCAACAGGGAAACUAAUUGGUGGAUUUUUUAUUCUCUUUGAUGAAAAUAUUAGAAGAUUUUUUGUACUAAAUCACUUAGUAAAAUUUUGAUGUGACUUUAUCAUAAAGUAAAAUUUUAUGUAUUAUUUGCCUUAAGUACCUUAUGCAGGUACUUGUCCCUUUUGCAAUCAGUUGGGGCUUGAAUUUUGAAUCUGAUUUAAAAAAGAUAAAUAUUAACUGUGUACUAAAUGUUUGAAUUUGGAGUCUAACAGAUAAUUUAUUUGCCUUAUGGUUUUUCCUUGUCAAAAUUUAUCUUUCCAUCAAUACAUUGAUCACUCCUAUGUAACUAUGUGACAUACAAUUUCAAUUCAUUUUAUUAGUAGCUAUUGAUUUGUAAUUUUAGGUUGUCAAUUUAUAUUUUGUUUUGCAUGGGUGUUUGGCCCCAAGAAAUUUCAAGCUCGUAGUGUUUAAUUUUUUUUGUGCUGUCUCUAAAAGCUAAAUACUUCCAUUUGGAAAUGAUAGGAAAAAAAUUACAAUAUUACUUUGGGUACAAAAGGUUAUUUUCCAACAGAACAGACAUUUUUCCCUUAUGGCAUUCUAAAAUAACUGACAAGAAAGAAGCUUUUCUAGUUUAAAUGAUUCAUGCCUCAGAGAUAGUAUUUAAUUUUUCUAAUCCAACAUAUGAUGUGAAUACAUUAAGUAAAACAUAGUUUGAAAUAUUUUCCAUUAUUUUAAGUGUUUGUUUUCUUUACAAAAAUAAGAAUCUUCAUUUGAAUGUGUUCUUACAAAAUCCACAGGUCAAAUCAUUUUUGUUGUGUGAGCCAUCAAAAAAAGGUUUUUGGUUUUGAUAGAAAUACAGUUUUACUAAAUGUGCAAAAAAAUUAAGUUUACUCAGGAGAAAGAGAUCUGUUCUAGUGGCUUGCUUGCCUUUGUUUGAUGUCUUUUUUAUUUUAUGUUUAUGUUAGUGUUAGUGCUGCCAUAUUCAGCUAUAUUUACGUUGGUUUCCUCUCUUUGGCCAAUCAAAUCUCAAAUUAACCGACAACUGCAUGCUGGAAAUUUCAGUACAAUUUCUGGAACUAUUGUCAGUUUUUUCAUUGGGCUGAAAAAGGUCAGAAAACCAACAAAAGUUGCCAAUUGUGUGGGCCUGCUUUCUCAUUGUUUGCCUGAAUCGUGUUUUAAUUUGUAAGAUUCACAUGCAUAUUAUCUGCUUUGUAAAGCUAUUUGUAAGAAUAAACUUGGAUGUGCAAUUAAUUUUCAAACAAACACUGUUAGCUAGAAUCAAUCUCAAUUAUUUUUGUCUGUGUAAGUUUCUACAGUGUUGUAUGUAUAUAAUCCAAAUCGAUUUUGUACAGAAAAUAAACUGGGAUUGAAAAGUAAAUCCAAAAUAUGAAUUAUGUCAAUAAAGUUAGUUUGACUGCAAGUAA
Stylophora pistillata is the source of this 7118-nucleotide messenger RNA. RefSeq lists its product as uncharacterized. The record is from RefSeq and is a predicted model, not a curated record. Gene Ontology annotation, biological process: regulation of gene expression. NCBI's taxonomy places the organism in Eukaryota, Metazoa, Cnidaria, Anthozoa, Scleractinia, Pocilloporidae. Gene Ontology annotation, cellular component: nucleus.